Molecule: messenger RNA, 1440 nt
Organism: Dicentrarchus labrax (European seabass)
Lineage: Eukaryota; Metazoa; Chordata; Actinopteri; Moronidae
Gene: mtfmt
Product: mitochondrial methionyl-tRNA formyltransferase
Exons: 9
Coding region: 133-1236 (367 amino acids)
Biological process (GO): conversion of methionyl-tRNA to N-formyl-methionyl-tRNA; biosynthetic process
Cellular component (GO): mitochondrion
Molecular function (GO): methionyl-tRNA formyltransferase activity
Source: RefSeq, a predicted model, not a curated record
AUCCACACGGAAGAAGAAGACGGAGGCGGAAGUGUAAUAGGAAACAUGGCGGACACUUUCAGGACACACCGACUACAGUCACAGAAACGGAACUAGUGUCCGCACUGACACUGUGGAGUGUUUCUUUUAACAAUGUGGAUGAGGACAGCUGGAGCCUCUGUGAGAGUCCUCCACCACCUCCAGAGCUGCUGUACACACUCCGGCUGGAGGCCGACUGAUGGGGGACCGCGGCGGCUCUGCAGGCUCAUGUCCUCGUCAGGACCCCCAUGGAGGCUCCUGUUCUUUGGCACGGAUCAUUUCGCUGUGGAAUCUCUAAAACUCCUCAAUUCCAGCAGGAGCUCCAGUGGAGGGGUAGUGGAGUCCCUCGAAGUCGUUACUUUGUCUGGUGACGUCCCGGUAAAGAGGUUUGCUCAACAGAACCGCCUUCCACUCCACAGCUGGCCCCCUGACAAGGUGGACGGACAGUUUGAUGUUGGCGUGGUGGUGUCUUUUGGCUGUUUACUCCCUGAGAAGCUGAUCAAUAAGUUUCCACACGGGAUUUUGAAUGUUCACCCCAGCUUGCUGCCGAGGUGGCGAGGUUCAGCACCCAUCGUCCACACCAUCCUGCAUGGUGACACUGUGACAGGGGUCACCAUCAUCCAGAUCCGCCCUCACAGGUUUGAUGUGGGCCCCAUUGUCAACCAGGAGCUCCAUCCGGUCCCCGAGAAAUGUACUGUUGAAGAGCUCGGAGCUGCCCUAGCCUCUAAGGGAGCACAUCUGCUGAUCGAUACGUUGAUGACGCUGUCUGAGAGAAUGGCACAUAAAAGGGAGCAAGGACAGACGGGUGUUACAUUCGCCCCGAAAAUCAACACUUCCAUGAGCUUUGUGGUGUGGGAGGAACAGACAUGUGACCAAAUCGAUCGCCUGUAUCGUUCUAUCGGAUUCCGGAUACCUUUGAGGACCAUAUGGAUGGGCAAGACAGUACAACUUCUGGAUUUUGUAGGAAAAUGUCACAUUUCAUUAGCAGAUCACAGGACGCAACCAGUCCCUGGCUCAGUGAGCUAUCAGAAGGAGUCCAAUACUCUGGCUGUCCGCUGUAAGGAUGGCUGGGUGGGAUUCAAGGCAGUGCUCCUGAGAAGGAGGCUGACAGCACUGGACUUCCAUAACGGCUACCUGCAUCACACAGGUGAAAGUCGGUUUGUCAGUAGUAAAACAGAAACUGAAACACAUCAGAUGAAAGAGAACUCAAUGUCGUGAUGCAACAACAACAGUUUUCUUCCUUGAUGUGAACACUGCAAACAUGACAUUACCUAAUGGAAUUUAUUGUAGUUAAUUUAUUGCUCUUGUCUGUUUUAAGACAUCUGUAUGUAUAGUACAUUUACUGUAUUACUGUAUUUGUACUGUAUACUCUUAAUAAAUGAAUGUGCUGGUGACUGAUGGAUACCAGGAACAAUCAGAAAA